This is a messenger RNA of Chenopodium quinoa (quinoa), 2163 nucleotides long. RefSeq names its product aspartyl protease family protein 1-like. Gene Ontology annotation, biological process: proteolysis. Gene Ontology annotation, molecular function: aspartic-type endopeptidase activity. The record is from RefSeq and is a predicted model, not a curated record. NCBI's taxonomy places the organism in Eukaryota, Viridiplantae, Streptophyta, Magnoliopsida, Caryophyllales, Amaranthaceae. The coding region runs from base 247 to 1878 and encodes 543 amino acids. The transcript has 10 exons.
ACUACUACGUAUAUGAAUUGCUAAAAAAAACCUUUUAAUUUAAACUAACCGUGCAAAAUAAAAAAAUACAUGAAAGUGGACCCCAGUUGACACCGUCUUUUUCAGUCCCACUGUAACUAACAAACACUCAUCUCAUUUCUCUCUCCUCUUCCCUUUCAAUCCAACCUACUCACUCACUCAUCUUCUUCAAAUGCUACUGUUUUCGCUUCAAUUUCAAUCCCAAUCUCAAUUUCUAGGGUUUUGUUUAUGAUUCUCUAUCAAUCAAUCAAUCAAUCUAUUACGAUGCUUUCUCUCUCUUCAAUUUCCUUAAUCUUUCUCAAUAUUUCUGCAAUUUUUUUCCAGUUUUGCAAUGCUCGAGUUUUCACCUUUGAAAUGCAUCAUAGAUACUCAGAACAAGUAAAGAUUUGGUCGCAGAAGAACUACAAUCAUCCUCGUUAUCAUCAUAGUCCUCAUUAUUAUCAUCAUCUUCAUCAUCAUUGGCCUAAGAAAGGCUCCUUUGAGUAUUAUUCUGAUUUAGCGCAGCGUGAUCGCUUUCUUCGGGGUCGCAAGAUGUCUCAACUUGAUGAACCUGUUACUUUUUCUGAUGGAAAUUCUACUUUUCGAAUUAGUUCUUUGGGAUUUUUGCACUAUACAACGGUGACGUUGGGGACACCGGGAGUGAAGUUUUUGGUGGCGUUGGAUACAGGGAGUGAUCUGUUUUGGGUGCCUUGUGAUUGUUCAAGAUGUGCUCCACUUGAGGGUGCAAGUUAUGCUUAUGAUCCUGAUUUUGAGCUUAGCAUAUACAACCCUAAAGCGUCAUCCACUAGCACGAAAGUCUCAUGCAAUGAUACCUUGUGUCUACACCAUAACAACUGCUUGGGAUCAUUCAGUCAUUGCCCUUACGUAAUCUCCUAUGUCUCUGCUGAGACAUCGACCUCUGGAAUAUUAGUGGAGGAUGUUAUGCACUUGACAACAGAAGAACACCAUCCGGAAUCGGUUGAGGCUUACAUCACAUUUGGUUGUGGACAAGUUCAGACCGGUUCAUUUCUUGAUGUAGCAGCUCCCAAUGGUUUAUUUGGACUGGGUAUGGAGAACAUAUCAGUGCCCAGCAUACUGUCCAGGAAAGGUUUUAUCGCAAAUUCUUUCUCCAUGUGUUUUGGUCGUGAUGGAGUUGGAAGAAUAAGCUUUGGUGACAAAGGUAGCCCUGACCAGAAGGAAACUCCAUUUAAUGUAAAUCCCUUACACCCUAGCUACAACAUAACUCUAACUCAAAUUCAAGUAGGAACAGCCCUCAAUGACGUGGAAUUCACUGCUCUUUUUGACUCUGGGACAUCUUUUACAUAUCUUGUCGAUCCCUUUUAUACAAACCUGGCUAGAAAUUUUGAUUUACAAAUUAAAGAUAAGAGGCGUCCUGCUGAUUCCAGACUCCCUUUUGAGUAUUGUUAUGAUAUGAGACCAGAUGCAAAUACAAGCUUGGUACCCACUGUGAGUUUUUCUAUGGAAGGGGGUGGCCAAUAUAGGAUUUAUGAUCCCAUCAUUGUCAUUUCAACCCAGAUUGAACUUGUGUAUUGUCUUGCUGUUGUCAAGAGUAAAGAGCUCAGUAUUAUUGGACAAAACUUCAUGACUGGCUAUCGUGUAGUAUUUGAUCGUGAAAAUAUGGUGUUGGGAUGGAAGGCAGCAAACUGUAACGAAGCACUGGAGUCAAGCAUGCUGCCUAUAAGUCCUGAGAGUCCCCAUCCAGUUCCUCCAAUAUCUUCCAUUGAACCUCAAGCCGUACAACAAAAUGGUUCUCAUAUUUCCGCGGCAUCAUCAACUUUGAGACAUAAUUUAUCUCAUUUUAACUUCUGGACUAACACACUCAUACUGUCCUUGCUUCUAGUCUUAUCAAUUCGUUGGUAAAUUCGUUUCCCACGGGAGUGCCUGAUAGUCUUAGAUUAUUAUUGAUUGGUUUAUGCAUUACAUUUGGAAGGCAUAGAUCAUGACAUAUCACAUAUUCGAGCCAGCCCGUCACCCAUUUCUAGCUUUAGUUCCAGUUUUGUUUAGGCCCUGAAUUAUUUUUCCCCUAGGCCAUUUUUUGAGCCUGGUAUUGUAUAAGGUAUAUAUAAUUUAGUUACAGAAAUUGCAUUGUAUAUCAUCAUAUAAUGUGCUAUUUGCACACCUAUAGUAUCAGAUUUUGCCACUCUA